Messenger RNA from Impatiens glandulifera, 2467 nucleotides. RefSeq names its product protein NPGR1. The transcript is spliced from 5 exons. Bases 239 to 2329 code for a protein of 696 amino acids. NCBI's taxonomy places the organism in Eukaryota, Viridiplantae, Streptophyta, Magnoliopsida, Ericales, Balsaminaceae. Gene Ontology annotation, molecular function: protein binding. The record is from RefSeq and is a predicted model, not a curated record.
CAAAUUUUCUUUGUUUUUUUACUGGAUCUCUUUUAUUUCAUUCUUGUUUUCAUCUGAAUUACUGUUCUAUGAUGGAACCAAUGCAUUCUGCUGUAUUCAUGAGAACCCCACUAAUAUUGACCUUGAAAUAAGACUUCUUGCAACUUGAUGAAAUCAUUUUCUUGUUAUGCAUUGAAGGUGUUUGAUGAAAUUUCUAGCUGAAUAGAAGAGAAGAGAAGAUCAACAGAUUUUGGAAACUAUGUUGUGUUCUUGUUCAGGAGAGCGAAUUAAGUUUGAGGAACCUCAACCUCAAUCCCCGGAAUCAUUGGCUACAAGAGAUUUCUCAGCCAGUGGUUUCUCUUCAAGAAUUGGGGAUUGGGAUUCAAAGAUUGAAGAUGCUCAGGUUGAUGAGGCUGAAUCCACUCUCAGAGAAGCCCUUUCAUUGAAUUAUGAGGAAGCUAGGGCAUUGUUGGGGAGGCUUGAAUACCAAAAAGGAAACUUUGAUGCUGCCCUUCAAGUGUUUCAGGGAAUUGACAUUAGAAGUUUAUCGCCAAGGAUGAGUAAGGCUAUUUUCGAGAGGACUCGUAGAAGAAAAUCGCGACCUAAAGUUAACGAAAUGCUGCACGGAGUAAUGUCAUUGCAUUCGGUGAACUUACUUCUGGAGGCAAUCUUACUGAAAUCUAAAUCACUAGAAGAACUUGGACGAUUUAAAGAGGCUGCAAGAGAAUGCACAAUAAUUCUUGAUACAGUUGAAUCAGCUCUACCAUAUGGAAUGCCUUUAGAAAACGGUGAAAACUGUAGAUUGCAAGAGAAUUUCCAUAAAUCGAUAGAAUUGCUGCCUAAGCUAUGGAUAAAAGCAGGUGUACUAACCGAAGCUAUGACAGCAUAUCGACGUAUAUUGAUAAAACCAUGGAAUUUAAGCCCGAUAAGAAUAGCUAUUAUUCAGAAAGAAUUUGCUGUUAUAUUACUCUAUGGUGGUGUUGAAGCUAGCCAUCUUUUUGAUAAUACAGAAGAAGCUCUUCUUCUGUUGUUCAUUCUAGUAAGAAAGGUUUUAAACGGUGAAAUUGAAUGGGAAUCAGAGAUAAUGGAUCAUCUUACGUUUGCCCUCUCGGUUUCUGGGAAUUUCGAAACUUUGGCAGAACACGUAGAGCAAGCACUUCCAGGUAUUUACACUCGGGCAGAAAGGUGGUACUUUCUCGCUCUUUGUUAUAGCGCGGCUGGGAAGAUUGAAGUGGCGGUUAGCCUUUUAAAGAAGGUUGUUGGUUCUCCAGAGGCAAGAAAUAAGCCUCAUUUCCAUUCGAUUCUUCUUGGUGCAAAAUUGUGUUCUCAAGAUAAAGUUUACGCUCAAGAAGGAAUAUUUUUUGCUCAAACUCUCGUGAAUUUAGUGGGCAGCAACCAAAACCGGCAUUUUAUUGGGCAGGCUCAUAAGUUUCUUGGCAUUUGCUAUGGAAAUGCUGCAAGAACUUCGAUUUCAGAUUCUGAAAGGCGUGUCUACCAUAAGGAAUCGUUGAAAUCUUUGAACAGAGCUGUCGAGAUUGAUAAGGGAGAAUUGGAUACAGUUUUUAGUCUCGGAACUGAGAGUGCAUUCCAAAGGAAUCUGACUGUGGCUUUUGAUUCUGUAAUGUUGUAUUCAAGUAUGAUGGCUGGGGGAUCUACGAAAGGUUGGAAACUUUUGUCGCAGAUACUUUCGGCUGAACAGAGAUUUGAAGAUGCUGAGAUUAUUGUUGAUCUUGCUAUAGAUGAGACUGAAAAGAUUGAUCAGUUUUCACUUCUUAGAUUGAAAGCUGUUCUUCAGGUAUCACAAGAACAGCCUAAGGAAGCAAUAGAAACAUACAGAGUCCUUCUUGGUCUAAUUGGAGCACAAAGAGAACAGGCUAAUUCUUUUGAUGCUGAGCUGGUGGAGACAAAAAGAUUGGAGAUGGAAGCAUGGCAAGACUUGGCCAAGAUCUAUAUAGAUCUUGAAUCAUGGCCCGAUGUAGAAAUUUGCAUAGACAGAGCCAAAUCUGUCGGGUUUUACUCGCCUGAAAACUGGCAUGCCACAGGAAUGAUGUUGAAAGCUCAAGAGCGGAAAAGAGAAGCCCUUGUUGCAUUCUCAGUCUCGCUCUCGAUAGAACCAGAUUAUGUACCAAGCAUUGUUUCGACUGCAGAAGUGUUGAUAACAAUGGGCAGCAAAUCACUCCCAAUAGCAAGAAGCUUCUUGAUGAACGCCUUGAGGUUAGAGCCAACCGAACAUCGCGUUUGGAUGAACCUGGGUUUGAUUUCAAAGAUGGAAGGUUCCACUAUGCAGGCUGCAGAAUUUUUUCAAGCUGCUCAUGAGCUCAUGAUGUCUGCUCCAGUUCUACCCUUUUGAUGAAAACCAACUGUCAUAAAGAAAAGCAUUGAUGUUUCAUUAUAUUGAAUCAAACAGAUGAAUUUAGCAAUUAAAAUUGUUGUUGGCAUGUUGUUAAUGUUGGAAUCUGUAAUAGAUAUUCUUGGGAAAGAAUCAAUU